AUGCCAUCAGUUUCUUGCUCCAUCACCUGGUUCCUAUCUACUACCCCCUGUGGGAGAUGCUCCAGAAGAAUUCUGAAGUUCCUGAGAGUACAUCCCAAUGUGACCUUGAAAAUACAUGCAGCCAAGCUGUUCAAGCACUUGGAUAUGCGUAACCGGCAAGGUCUCAAGAACCUAGCAAUGCAUGGAGUCAUUAUACGUAUCAUGAAUCUUGCAGUGUGGGGAGGGGUCACCGGGUGA
Molecule: messenger RNA, 237 nt
Organism: Charadrius vociferus (killdeer)
Lineage: Eukaryota; Metazoa; Chordata; Aves; Charadriiformes; Charadriidae
Product: C->U-editing enzyme APOBEC-1-like
Exons: 2
Coding region: 1-237 (78 amino acids)
Biological process (GO): cytidine to uridine editing
Cellular component (GO): cytoplasm; nucleus
Molecular function (GO): RNA binding; cytidine deaminase activity
Source: RefSeq, a predicted model, not a curated record